CAACAAGAUUUAGAUGCAAGUGGCUGUUCCACUGGUUGUCAUAAGGUGUAUGCACCAAUCUGUAAGUCGCUCUGGAUAAGAGCGUCUGCUAAAUGACUUAAAUGUAAAUGAUUAGCACCUGGUAUUACGGUAAUGUUCCAGUGUUCGCAGAGAUUACAUUCACGGUCGACGCAAUCAAAUGGCUUCUAACCCGUGAUUGGAUUGAAUCCCGGGCCUUAUUCAGUUUGGCACGAUGUUAAGCACACUGCAGAUAGAAAUGCAAGGUGUACACAACCCUCUACUCCACAUGAUGGAGAAACAUGUCCAUGACGUUUCCAUCUGCAGUGCUCUGCUGCAUCCUAUUACUACUGGACCAUGUCAGGUGUCAGGACCUUGUUCCAACUGGACUCACAAUGACCCAACUUUUAUCUGAACAGGGAUGAUCUCUGCAUUGUCUGUUGGGGCCCUCCAAGACCUAUACCAGGCAACAGACAGUGACUACUCCAGGGCCCUCCAAGACCUAUACCAGGCAACAGACAGUGACUACUCCAGGGCCCUCCAAGACCUAUACCAGGCAACAGGCAGUGACUACUCCAGGGCCCUCCAAGACCUAUACCAGGCAACAGACAGUGACUACUCCAGGGCCCUCCAAGACCUAUACCAGGCAACAGACAGUGACUACUCCAGGGCCCUCCAAGACCUAUACCAGGCAACAGACAGUGACUACUCCAGGGCCCUCCAAGACCUAUACCAGGCAACAGACAGUGACUACUCCAGGGCCCUCCAAGACCUAUACCAGGCAACAGGCAGUGACUACUCCAGGGCCCUCCAAGACCUAUACUUGACAACAGACAGUGACUACUCCAGGGCCCUCCAAGACCGAUACUUGGCAACAGACAGUGACUACUCCAGGGCCCUCCAAGACCUAUACUUGACAACAGACAGUGACUACUCCAGGGCCCUCCAAGACCUAUACCAGGCAACAGACAGUGACUACUCCAGGGCCCUCCAAGACAUAUACCAGGCAACAGACAGUGACAACUCCAAGGCCCUCCAAGACAUAUACCAGGCAACAGACAGUAACUACUCCAGGGCCCUCCAAGACAUAUACCAGGCAACAGACAGUGAUUACUCCAGGGCCCUCCAAGACAUAUACCAGGCAACAGACAGUAACUACUGAAGGGUUGUCUCACUCCAGUCCGGAAGAGCUGCUGGCUGUGCAGCCUUUCAAUCCAGCUCUGUUGUACACCAGAUUCAAGUAUUCACUAUUAUGGUCUCCUCUCAGAACCAUAUUUAUCUGAAACAGAUGCUGUGGUGGGUACUUAUAUUUAUUCUAUUUCACAUGUGUACAAGUGUGUUUUAUAAACGUGUGAAUUGGAAUGUUUUCUUUUUUGCAUAUCCCAACCCCCACUGAGACACCCUCUGAGAGUGGUGUUAAUAUAGGACUGAACCCUGGACCAGACCCUAGAGGACCAUGGAUUAAGUUCUGGAGAACCCUGGACCAGACCCUAGAGGAACCUGGACUAAGUCCUGGAGAACCCUGGACCGGACCCUAGAGGACCCUGGACUAAGUCCUGGAGAACCCUGGACCAGACCCUGGAUGGUACCCACCACCACUCUGACCCUGGAUGGUACCCACCACCACUCUGACCCUGGAUGGCAGACAAUAAGGGCCAAUCGGUGGAAGGCCAUAAAAAGGAUAGACGCACACAGACAGCCAACAACCCUGGACACAGACAGCCAACAACCCUGGACACAGACAGCCAACAACCCUGGACACAGACAGCCAACAACCCUGGACACAGACAGCAACCAACAGUUGUGGUGCAUUUAGGAGGACUGUGCUAUCCCAGACUUCUCCUUGAUGCUGUACACUUUAGCAGGAGGGGGUACACUCUGUGGGGUGGCCGCCCUCGUGCUCCUCAUCGUGUCCACGGCAACCGACUUCUGGAUGCAGUACCGCUACUCGGGAGCGUCGGCCAAUCAGGGCCUCUGGAGGUUUUGCAUCAAUCACAAGUGCCACGCCCACACCAUCACUGUGGCCUUCUGGGAUGCGACAAGGGCCUUCAUGCUGCUGUCUGUGCUGAGCUGCUUUGCUGGCGUAUUGCUGGGCCUGAGUGCCUUCGGCAACGGCACCAAGAGCAGGAGGGUUCGGACUGGGGGCUUCGCUCUGCUCCUGUCAGGUUUCCUAGCUCUGUUAGCUCUGGCCAUCUACACUGGCGUGACGGUCAACUUCUUUGGCAAGCGCUUCCUUGAUUGGCGCUUCUCCUGGUCCUACAUCGUAGCUUGGGUGGCCAUCAUCUUAUCUUUCGCUGCUGGUGGGUUUCACCUCUGUGCCUAUCAGAAGAACAUUGCCGAACCGCCUCCUACCAAUGUUCAAGAAAGCUAAAUGGGAAGUAAUCGUUUACCUGCGCACUAAAGAAACAGCUACCAACCACUCGUCUUUACUAUUGUCACUGAUGGCGAUGUGACAGCAGCUGUGGAAACAACAUGUCUGGCAAAGUCUGCUGAACAGAAUAAAUAGGACUCUUGGUCUCUAGUUCACUGCUUAGUCUUUUAAUCUGUUUUCUGGUGAAGCUAUGUACGGAAUGUUCUAAUUGUUUAAACAAAUGCUAAUUGACCACCUUCCAGGUCACUGAAUCACACCCUAAAGCAGGGUUAGGGUUGUGCUUCCACAUCCAUCCCUACUCACCUCUGGAUGGCACUUUAGUUGUGUAAAGGCAACAGAGUAGAGCGAUAGAGAGGGCCAAACCGCAACAGGAGCCUUAAAAAUACUGUAGGCUACAUUUGCAGGCCAGAAAAUAUCCCUACAUUAACAUAUGCAUGUAACUGGGCAGCAGGUAGACUAGCGGUUCAGAGCGUUCGGACAGUAGCCCGAAAGGUCACUGGUUUGAAUCCCCGAGCAGACUAGAUGAAAAAUCUGUCCCUUGAGCAAAUACACUUAAACCCUAAUUGCUCCUGUAAAUUAUCUGGAUAAGAGUGUUUGCUAAAUGACAGAAACAUUCUAAAUGUCACUUUUACAGGUACAGUGGCAAGAAAAUGUGAACCCUUCAGAAAUACCUGGAUUUCUGCAUAAAUUGGUCAUAAAAUUUGAUCUGGGGGUAGGGUAGCCUAGUGGUUAGAGCGUUGGACUAGUAAUCGGAAGGUUGCAAGUUCAAAUCCCCGAGCUGACAAGGUACGAAUCUGUCGUUCUGCCCCUGAACAGGCAGUUAACCCACUGUUCCUAGGCCGUCAUUGAAAAUAAGAAUUUGUUCUUAACUGACUUGCCUAGUUAAAUAAAGGUACAAUUAAAAAAAAAUAUAUAAUUUCAUCUAGGUCACAAUAUACAAACAGUCUGCUUAAACUAAACAAACAAUACGUUUUCAUGUCUUUAUUGAACACCCUUGGUAAACAUUCAGGGUGGGGAAAGUAUGUGAACCCUUGGAUUUAAUUAACUGGUUGACCCUCCUUUGGCAGCAAUAACCUCAACCAAACGUUUUCUGUAGUUGCGGAUCAGACCUGCACAACGGCCAGGAGGAAUUUUUGACCAUUCCUCUUUACAAAACUGUUUCAGUUCAGCAAUAUUAUUGGUGUCUGGUGUGAACUGCUCUCUUGAGAUCAUGUCACAGCAUCUCAAUUGGGUUGAGGUCAGGACUGACUGGGCCACAUUUUCUUCUGUUGAAGCCAUUCUGUUGAUUUACUUCUGUGUUUUGAGUCUUUGUCCUUUUGCGCUUCAAUUGGCAAAUAUUCUCCUGCAAAAUGUCUUGAUAAAAAUCCAAAUCCAAAUUGUCACAUACACAUGGUUAGCAGAUGUUAAUGGGAGUGUAGCGAAAUGCUUGUGCUUCUAGUUCCGACAAUGCAGUAAUAACCAACGAUUAAUCUAGCUAACAAUUCCAAAACUACUGUCUUAUACACAAGUGUAAAGGGAUAAAGAAUAUGUACAUAAAGAUACAUGAAUGAGUGAUGGUACAGAGCGGCAUAGGCAAGAUGCAGUAGAUGGUAUCGAGUACAGUAUAUACGUAUACAUAUGAGAAAUAAUGUAGGGUAUGUAAACAUUAAGUAGCAUUGUUUAAAGUGGCUAGUGAUAUAUGUUACAUCAAUUCCCAUUAUUAAAGUGGCUGGAGUUGGGUCAGUGUCAAUGACAGUGUGUUGGCAGCAGCCACUCAAUGUUAGUGGUGGCUGUCUGAUGGCCUUGAGAUAGAAGCUGUUUUUCAGUCUCUCAGUCCCAGCUUUGAUGCACCUGUACUGACCUCGCCUUCUGGAUGAUAGCGGGGUGAACAGGCAGUGGCUCGGGUGGUUGAUGUCCUUGAUGAUCUUUAUGGCCUUCCUGUAACAUCGGGUGGUGUAGAUGUCCUGGAGGGCAGGUAGUUUGCCCCCGGUGAUGCGUUGUGCAGACCUCACUACCCUCUGGAGAGCCUUACGGUUGAGGGCGGAGCAGUUGCCGUACCAGGCAGUGAUACAGCCCGACAGGAUGCUCUCGACAAGCCAAAUUUCUUCAGCCUCCUGAGGUUGAAGAGGCGCUGCUGCGCCUUCUUCACGAUGCUGUGUGGGUGGACCAAUUCAGUUUGUCUGUGUGUACGCCGAGGAACUUUAACUUGCUACCCUCUCCACUACUGUUCCAUCGAUGUGGAUAGGGGGGUGUUCCCUCUGCUGUUUCCUGAAGUCCAUAAAUCAUUCCUCUUUAGACUUGGGAACUUGAAGUCAUUGUCCUGUCAAUGAUAGCAAGCUGUCUAGGCCCUGAGGCAGCAAAGCAGUCCCAAACCAUGAUGCUCCCUCCACCAUACUUUACAGUUGGGAUGAUGUUGGUGUGCAGUGCCUCUCUCUCUCUGUGUUCCUUCCAAACAACUCAACUUUAGUUUAAUCUGUCCACAGAAUAUUUGGCCAUUAGCGCUAUAAAACAUCCAGGUGCACGUUUGCAAACUUCAGACGUGCAGCAAUGAGUUUUUUUGGACAGCAGAGGCUUCUUCCAUGAACACCAUUCUUAUUUAGUGUUUUACAUAUGGUAGACUCGUCAGAUGUUAGCAUGUUCCAGAAAUGUCUGUAGGUGACACUCUAGGAUUCUUCUUAACCUCAUUGAGCAUUCGGCGCUGUGCUCUUGCAGUCAUCUUUGCAGGACGGCCACUCCUAGGGAGAGUAGUAACGGUGCUGAACUUCCAUUUAAUUUGUCUUACUGUGGACUGAUGUACAUCAAGGCUUUUACAGAUACUUUUGUAACCCUUUCCAGCUUUAUGCAAGUCAACGAUUCUUAAUCUUGUGUCUUCUGAGAUCUCUUUUGUCCGAGGCAUGGUUUACAUCAGGCAAUGCUUCUUGUGAAUAGCAAACUCAAAUUGUGGGAGUUUUUUUUUUUUGAAUAGGGCAGGACUGCUCUAACCAACAUCUUCUCAUUGGACUUCAGGUUAGCUUUUGGAGAAGUCAUUAGCCUAGGGUUUCACAUACUUUUCCCAACAUACACUGAAUGUUUAAAUUAUGUAUUUAAUAUAGACAGAUUAAUUUGUGUGUUACUAGUUUAAGCACACUGUCGUGAAUUAAAUCAAAUUUGAAAUCCA
Molecule: messenger RNA, 5504 nt
Organism: Oncorhynchus keta (chum salmon)
Lineage: Eukaryota; Metazoa; Chordata; Actinopteri; Salmoniformes; Salmonidae
Gene: lim2.2
Product: lens intrinsic membrane protein 2.2
Exons: 6
Coding region: 1844-2368 (174 amino acids)
Cellular component (GO): plasma membrane
Molecular function (GO): structural constituent of eye lens
Source: RefSeq, a predicted model, not a curated record